AUGUCUUAUAAACAAUCUUCACUUUCUGUUACUAAAAAUAAAGACAAAUGGUCAAGUAAUUUGAAAAAAUUUCAAAACACUCUUAAGAGAAGAAACAAAAUCAGCAUUGGGAUCAAACAUUUGUAUUCACAUUCCAGAAUGCCAAAAGAGUGGAUGAUAAUUGGUCGCUACUUAGGCUUGGCCUCUACUGAAAAGUCUAGAUUAAAAAGAAUUACAACACUCAGACAAGAAAUAGAGCAAUUGUGGAGCUUGUUGAAUUUUCCAAUACUAUCUUUGCAUUCAGUAGGCAGAAAAAUUGAAACUUUACUUAAAAAGUAUGAUACUCAUUUGAAAAAACCUGUUGGUGACAUGCGUGAGCAAUUUGAUAAGUUGUUUGAUGUCACAAACAAAACUGGUCAAUGGCUAUGUGCAGAAGACAAAAAAUUUUACCAAAUUCAAAUUCAGAGUAGAGGUAAGACAGGAUAUGCAAGAACAAAAAAUGCCAGUCAGAGUACAAUUCACCCAUCAAAACGAAAAAUUGCUGGAAAAGUUAAUGAUAAACUAGAACAAAAAGACAGAUUUGAAGAAAGUUCUAAUGACUCAAGUGACAAUGAAGAUUCUCAAAUUUCAUUAGUACAAUCUGGGAAGCUGUCAGUUCGAAGAGCAGCCAUAGUUAGCACAAUUUUAAACAAGUCCGGUGUUAAAAUUACAACUCCUUCUCAGUCAGGUGUCUAUAGAGCGGUAUACAGAGAAGCAAAUAAAGUAAUGAAAACAUUAAUGAAUACUUUGUGUAAUAGCUCAUGGUGUUUACAUUUUGAUGGUAAAAUUAUUAAGAAAAAAGAACACCAAGUAGUUCUAUUAAGAAAUGAAGUAAAAGAAGUGAGGCUUGCUGUCUUAGUGUUACCAGAUGGAAAAGCUACUACUAUUGCAUCUGCUAUUCAAAAAACGUUGGAUGAUUAUAAUCUAUGGGCAGCUAUAAAAAUGAUAGUGUCAGACACUACAAAUGUUAAUACUGGGUCAAAGUCUGGUGUUGUGGUGAGACUUCAGAAACUUUUUGUUCAACACGGUGAAUCUGCGCCAGUUUUUAUAGGUUGUCAGCACCACAUACUUGAUCGUGUUCUUAGACACUUAAUUUUAAAGCACUCCCUGGCAUCAGCAAUGCCCGAUGGAAUUCUCGAGCAAUUUUUGCAUUGUUGGCUUUCAUACUAUUGCCUGAUGAACGAAAGAACCUUCAGAAAUUGUGUGAAUUUAUCUGUGGACAAUGGAGUGAUGCUUGGUUUAGUGAUCAUUAUUACAGAACUGAACAAUAUGAAUUUCUUUUAUAUGCUGUUAAUGAAUAUCCUAAGGCGUUGCGCUGUUUUCAAACUCAUUGGUCUCAAAGUCCAUCUUCCAUACACACUCAACGCAGCAAUGUGUGUGCAGAAAGAACAAUAA
Messenger RNA from Helobdella robusta, 1413 nucleotides. RefSeq lists its product as hypothetical. Lineage: Eukaryota; Metazoa; Annelida; Clitellata; Rhynchobdellida; Glossiphoniidae. Gene Ontology annotation, molecular function: protein serine/threonine kinase activity. The transcript has 3 exons. The coding region runs from base 1 to 1413 and encodes 470 amino acids. Gene Ontology annotation, biological process: peptidyl-threonine phosphorylation. Gene Ontology annotation, cellular component: cytoplasm. The record is from RefSeq and is a predicted model, not a curated record.